Molecule: messenger RNA, 1064 nt
Organism: Anastrepha obliqua
Lineage: Eukaryota; Metazoa; Arthropoda; Insecta; Diptera; Tephritidae
Exons: 2
Coding region: 35-820 (261 amino acids)
Source: RefSeq, a predicted model, not a curated record
GUUUCCCGUUGCACUUACUGGAGACAUUUGCAAGAUGUAUCGUUGCGUUCGCGUCUCUGCACCCGACAACAUGUUGCAGUGCAUUUUGUGGCGGGACUCCCCUGAAUCAGACAUCAAGGUUUACAAGCUGGAUACGGUUACGUAUGGAACGAAGCCCGCAGCAUUCCUAGCUAUAAGAGCAAUGCAUCAACUAGCCUCCGAUGAGUCCUCGUCUUACCCCUUGGGUUCACAAAUUGUCAAACGCGAUUUUUACGUAGAUGACCUGAUCUCCGGAGGAAAUUCAGUUGAAGAAGUACGCGAGAUGAUGCAUCAAACCACCAGUCUCCUUGCCCGUGGAAAUUUUCAUCUCCGGAAAUGGUGCUCCAACAACCCAGACGUUCUUCAUCACAUUUCUGAUGCAGAAAGGGAAACCUUCCUUAAAUUCGAUGACGGUAGCAAUAUUACGAAAACGUUGGGACUCACAUGGGAUCCUUUUAAAGAUAAUUUGUUGUUUUCCUUAGCGCGACACCUUGGAGGCACCAGAAAUUCUAAACGGUCUGCACUAUCAACAAUAGCUCGCUGUUACGACCCGCUAGGUUUAAUCGGCCCCACCCUGACUAGGGCGAAAAUUCUGUUGCAGCGAAUGUGGAGAGACAAGCUCGAAUGGGACGAGAGUUUACCGCUCUCACUGGACACAGAUUGCCUGGAGCCACUCAUGAACUACAUGCAUUUUGCGAUGCUAGUCUCGAAGCAUUCGGUGUUUGUGUCUAUGCGCGUUCAGUCAAAGAUGACAACGCUCAAGUUCAUCUUCUUUGUUCAAAGGCUCGUGUUGCCCCUUUGAAGACGCUAACAGUACCUAAACUGGAGCUUUGUGCCGCCGCCUUACUCGCACAAUUAAUUAACGAAAUAACAAAAUUGAAGCUUUUCGCGAGUCGUUGUUAUUGCUGGUCAGAUUCAUCUGUGGUAUUAUCCUGGUUACAAGAAGAGCCGUCAAAAUUUAACGUAUUUGUCGCCAACCGAGUAUGUGCCAUACAACAACUCACAGAAGGUAUGCAGUGGCGUUACGUCCCCACCUCUUUGAAUCC